AGUUUUAGAUUAAAUAAAAUGGAGAAAUCACAGAAACUGAUUUUAGACGAAGAAUUUUCGUCUAGUUUACCCGAGCCUAGACGAUCUAUUUUCAUCUACGAAUGGUUGACAUAUCUCAGUAAAGUUCUACCAAACGUAUCAAAGGAUGACGUGAAGACCAGCCAGAACAAGAUUGUUGAACAGCUGAUGAAUCUUGUUCAGCAGGGCUCCCCUGGUCCUCCAGUUAGAGAACUGUUAGCUGUCUGCCUCUCUACACUGUUCAGUGUCGGGGAUACAUAUCUUCUCUUUGAAACCAUUAAUAAAUGCAAUGAUAUUCUUAAGAGCAAGGAUGAUUCCCCGACCUAUCUCGCGAGCAGACUCGCUGCAACAGUAACUGCUGGAGCUAUGUAUGAGAGGUUGGGAAGAAUGAUGGGGCGGUCAUACGAGGAAACUGUUCAGGUACACUGUGAACCAGAAAACAAAGGAAUAGGAAGACUAAUGUUGGAGUUUGCCACUUUUCUUUAUACCACAGAAUUUGAAAGCCUGUGUUCUCUGUGCCUGCGGGCACUGGAUUCCACGACAUACCAAGCCAGACUAACUAUUGCCAAACUACUAGGAACAUUGGUAGCAUACACCCAAGGAGUUGGAUCAGGGAAGGGCAGUUUGCUUGGGAUUGUUACUCAGCAGUCCAGGAAAUCAUCUAAAUCUAUUGAAGAAGCUCUUGGAUUGUUGACCCAAGGGUUUCUACGGGGUGGAGUGGGUAGUUUCCUGAAAGGAGGAGGAUCUGCUGUUAGCCCUGAGGUCAGGGUUGGAGUAGCAUACUCCUUCGUAUUCUGCUUCAGAUGUUUGGGACAGAGUUGGGUGGAGAAAAAUCUAUCAGUUAUUAUAACACAGGUGUCUGAGCUUGUAUCCAGUCCAAAGUCAGGAAGUACUCACACUGAACUUGUGUGUGCACGAAAUUCAGUUUCUUUCAUUCUUUCCUCAGUGCUUGGAAGAAUGCUCAGGGAGAAAGCCCAGCUGAGUGCGUGUAAGGAACUGGUUUCCUCUCUACUCCGCAGCAUAAGUUGUACUACUGCAGACCAGGUUCAGAUGUCAGGUAUAGUUUUCAACUGUCUUCUUUCUCCUAGUUCAGCUAUCAGUGGAUACAGUUGCGGAUUAGCUGCACUUCUAGGUGCUGUGGUAAACACUCCUAAUGGAGUUCCUCAUACAAGAGGGAAAAUCAUCUUUAAUUCCGGAGAGGAGCUUCUCAGAUCUGCGUCCCAAAAUAGUAGACUAAGCAAGGAGAGAACUAGAGCAGGAUGGAUUUUAAUUGGAGCAAUCAUGAGCCUUGGAUCAUCAGUGGUUAAGGGACUUCUCCCAAGGUGCAUGCUUCUGUGGAGAAAUGCAUUUCCAAGAUCCCAGAAAGAUCUUGAGAGCGAACAGGCCCGAGGAGAUGCGUUUACAUGGUUGGUCAGUUUGGAAGCCCGUUCAGGUGCUCUAGCGUCAAUGCAUAGCUUUGUGGUCAGCUGCCCAGACCUACUUACAGAGGAUAUCCUUAGGAGACUAGGUGUACCCCUGGAAGGACUGUCAUUUUCUGCACAGCUGAGAGCUCCAGCUGCAACAGUUAGACUGAGGCUCCUAGAGGUGAUAAGUGUUCUUCCUACUUCCACGCUUGAGAGUUCAUAUACAUCCCUUCUUCGUCUUCUAGUUGCAGAGAUAACAUUAUCAGAUUCAUCUACAGUUCCUACAUCUACAUCCAUCCUUCCUUCCCUUCUUACUCCAGGAGACUCUGUGCUGCUAGGACUAGAUGUAGAAGAUGAACUAAAUAAACUUAUUGAAGAUCAACUUGCACAUUAUAGUGCUGCAGGAUCAGGAGCUCUCGAACAUGAUCCAUGUUUCCUUUUCCGGUCACGUGAUUCAGAAAACCUUCCACUUCCGCUAGUAAUGGCGAAACAUUUUUAUGAAACACGCCUGGAACCUGAUGAGUUCUCAGAAAUGGAGCUUCUCUGGAUAGACCGCCUGGAACCUAGAGAGUUACCAGAAAUGGAGUUGCUUCGGGUAGACCGCCUGGAACCUAGAGAGUUACCAGAAAUGGAGGUGCUCUGGGCAGACAGCCUGGAACCUGAUGAGUUCCCAGAAAUGGAGCUGCUCUGGGUAGACCGCCUGGAACCUAGAGAGUUCCCAGAAAUGGAGCUGCUCUGGGCAGACCGCCUGGAACCUGAUGAGUUCCCAGAAAUGGAGCUGCUCUGGGUAGACCGCCUGGAACCUAGAGAGUUCCCAAAAUUGGAGCUGCUCUGGGCAGACCGCCUGGAACCUAGAGAGUUCCCAGAAAUGAAGCUGCUCUGGGUUAUCAGUGAUGAGAAGAUAACUGCGGAUAUGACCUUGAAAUCAAUUGAAUAUCCUAAAUCAGCUGUUGAUGUAGCGAGCAGGACUGGACAUUCUUUGGCUCUAGGCUGCAUUCACAAAUAUGUCGGAGGUCUAAGUACUUCCCAACAUAUACAACCUAGUGUGUCAAUUCUUCUUCCUUUAUCACAGGAUUCUGCUAGUCCUGUAGUCCAGGCCUGGGCCCUGCAUGCUCUAGCUCUGCUGGCAGAUUCUGGUGGUCCCAUGUUUAGGAGUUAUGUAGAGCCCACAUUGACAUCGCUUCUAAAGCUUUUAUUAACAACUCCACUAACUCAGGCUGAUGUGCUUGUCUGCCUGGGGAAACUGCUUCAGGCGAUUAUUACAACUCUUGGUCCAGAGUUAUCUGUUUACGAUGCUAGUGUUACCGAGGCUAGAAACAGUAUCAUUCUAGCCGCCUCCAUCCUUCAGACUGGAGAGCCUCAUGUACAGUCUGAAUCUCUGUCCAGUCUUCAGCAGCUUCAUAUGUUUGCUCCAAGACAUCUAGACCUGUACUCAUUGGUGCCCAGAUUGAUAAAACUGUUACGAAGCAGUAGUCUACCUCUACGACGAUCAGCUGUCGCCUGUCUACGGCAGCUGUCACAACGUGAGUCCCGUGAGAUCUGUGAUAUAGCAGCUGGAGAAUCCAAUACAGGGAUUAAAGAUACACAUCAGGUUGAGAAUAUCCUGGCGUACUCUGAGUCUGGUUUACCUGGAAUACUGUUCUCAACACUAGACCAGGAAGAGGACAAACAGGUUUUACGGGACUGUGAAGAAACCCUACUGAGCCUCCUGGGAAACCUGGCCUCCGAGAACCUCAGCUCCUGGCUCAACCUCACAAAGGAGAUCCUCACCACAUCCUCCGAUAUACAAGAGGAGAGGAAGGAGGACAGGGAGGAGGUAGAUGAGGAUGAUGCAACAUUCACUAAAGGCGAGGACACCAGUGCCCAGGGAUCUGUACAACCCAGGUGGACUACACGUGUGUUUGCUGCUGUUUGUUUAAAGAAGAUUAUUUCCGACUGUUGUUCCGGAGAUAGAGCUCAUUUCGAUCUAUCCCUAGCUAGAGAGAUGCGUAUGGCUGGUGGUCAUCGAUCUGACUUCCUUGUCCUCCACUUGACGGAGUUGGUGAGAAUGGUGUUCAUGGCUGCGACCUCGGAGUCUGACCCCUUGAAGCUGGAGGGCCUGGAGACCUUGAGGGUCGUGGUAGAGAAGUUCGCGGAGACUCCGGAGCCAGAGUUUCCAGGACAUGUUAUACUAGAACAAUAUCAGGCUCAAGUUGGCGCCGCUCUUCGUCCGGCCUUUGCACCUGACAUGGCGAGCCACGUGACUGCACGAGCAUGUAGCGUGUGCAGUACCUGGAUAAGCAGUGGGGUAGUGAGAGAUCUCAACGACCUCAAGCGGGUUUACCAGCUCCUGGUCAGCUCAUUGUCUAAACUAAAGAAAGGGAGCAGCUCAAACUGCUAUAAUGAGAGUGCUUCAACCCUGGAGAAGCUAUCUAUUCUUCAGGCCUGGGCAGAGGUCUACAUUGUAUCAAUGAAUUCCGAGUCGGCUAAAGACACAUCGUUCGAGGAUUUCGACGAUGAUGAUAAUUUCGGGGACUUUUCCACAUCCCCACGGGAAGAGAACAGUUUGUCUGAACUGGUUGCUACAGAACUACCCAGUCUGUCAAAACACUGGCUGGCUGCCAUGAAGGAUCAUGCUCUACUCUGUCUCUCGCCUGAGUUUAAGUCCCAGCUUCCCUAUGAGGGUGGAGCUUUCUAUACCAACGAUACCAUACAGCUUGCCCGCCCACACUAUAAGUUGACCUGGGCGCCUAUACUGCACGCUGCCUGUCUCUGGUUAACACGUGGUGGUGGAUUUGAGAAUGUUCAGAAUGAAAAGAUGGAGUUAGAUGUUGUAGACUCAGGGAAUAUAGGGCUGGGAGCAGCUAAUGCUACAUCACAAUCUGACCCUUCGGAUAUAAACAGAUCCCGGUUCCAUCUUCUGCUGGGGGUCAGCCUAGAGGCGCUCUGUAGUCCUAGGAGCGGAGAACUUUCCAGGAAUCAGUUAUCUAGCUGCCUGGGAGCUCUUGAAGCUCUACUUGAAGGUGAAAUAACGAGGAAAAUGCUGGCUACAGAGAAGGGUAUUCUGGUGGAACUCUGUAAUGUACUGCACAGGCAGCUACUCUCUCAGGAAAAUAUUGGAACCCAGGCUAGAAUAAUGUCUGUUGUAUCUUUGGCAGUUAGAGCCGCAGCGCAGGAGUUUGCGGAUAUCAAGAGAGCUAAACUCAAGGAGAUAUACCCUGCCAACCAGGCUCUGACGGAGAUCCCCCCAGAGGUUGCUCUGCUGGGGGAGGGAGGAGAGGAGGGGAAUAUAAAACCUGGAUCCUCUCCUGCCUUUGCUGUGCUAGAGGUNUGUCUGUGUGUACUGGUGAGGUAUUAUCCAGAUGUAUCUCCUCGAGCCGCCAAAUCCAGCUCUGUUAUAGCAAUGCAGGCCAGGUCUAGAGCCAGAUCUAGCCAUGGGGCCCAACUGACUGAUGAACAGUUACAGCUGGUUUCUAGUUCUGUUCACACCUUAGCUUCAAUUCUGAGCCUCCAGUGCUAUCAAACUCUACUCUCAACCCAGUUGCUAUCAGCCUCCAGUGCUAUCAAACUCUACUCUCAACCCAGUUGCUAUCAGCCUCCAGUGCUAUCAAACUCUACUCUCAACCCAGUUGCUAUCAGCCUCCAGUGCUAUCAAACUCUACUAUCAACCCAGUUGCUAUCAGCCUCCAGUGCUAUCAAACUCUACUACCAACCCAGUUGCUAUCAGCCUCCAGUGCUAUCAAACUCUACUCUCAACCCAGUUGUGAUCACAUUCCUUUGCUAUCAAAAUCCGGAUCCGCAAAAAUAUGCAUUCGUGCUCCCUAUCUAUCUAUCUAUCUAUAUAUCUAUCUAUCUAACUAGAUGUCAGCUGUUGGAUAUUUAUAUUCCUGUGCUGGUUAACCUACUCCAGACGGAGGAGGCCGGGAUUAGUUCCAAAUCUCGCCACGAGAUGGCUCUGAUGCGGCUCACUCGGGUUGGAGCGCAAUACCCAGCAGAUUUCAAGAGAUUGUUGAGUUCUAAUGAAGAUCUAAAGCGCAGAGUAGAGAGUGCAGUUCUUCAGAAUCAAGCGCAGGAGCGCGCUAAACUUCUGGCUCAACAACAACAACAACAAGUUCAAGUUAACAAACCUUCAAUACAACUUAAAACUGAUUUUAGUAAUUUCAAAUAGGUAAUUU
Messenger RNA from Eurytemora carolleeae, 5575 nucleotides. Its product is annotated as HEAT repeat-containing protein 5B. Lineage: Eukaryota; Metazoa; Arthropoda; Copepoda; Calanoida; Temoridae. Gene Ontology annotation, cellular component: Golgi apparatus; endocytic vesicle; membrane. Gene Ontology annotation, molecular function: protein binding. Gene Ontology annotation, biological process: retrograde transport, endosome to Golgi; endocytosis; intracellular protein localization. Bases 19 to 5568 code for a protein of 1849 amino acids. The record is from RefSeq and is a predicted model, not a curated record. The transcript has 52 exons.